This is a messenger RNA of Lotus japonicus, 957 nucleotides long. Its product is annotated as transcription factor MYB44-like. Bases 71 to 796 code for a protein of 241 amino acids. Gene Ontology annotation, molecular function: RNA polymerase II cis-regulatory region sequence-specific DNA binding; DNA-binding transcription factor activity, RNA polymerase II-specific. The record is from RefSeq and is a predicted model, not a curated record. The transcript has a single exon. Gene Ontology annotation, biological process: regulation of DNA-templated transcription. Lineage: Eukaryota; Viridiplantae; Streptophyta; Magnoliopsida; Fabales; Fabaceae. Gene Ontology annotation, cellular component: nucleus.
CCUCUCAAACCCGCACCCUCUUCUCACAGAGUCAGAGGCUGCUGCAACCUCCUCUCUCUGUCUUUCUCAAAUGGAUCGGGUCAAGGGUCCAUGGAGCCCCGAAGAAGACGAAGCGUUAACGAGGCUGGUUCAGGUUCACGGCCCCAAGAACUGGACGGCGAUAAGCAAAUCGAUUCCGGGUCGAUCCGGGAAAUCGUGCCGUCUGCGGUGGUGCAACCAGCUCUCGCCAGAGGUCGAGCACCGUCCGUUCACGCCGGAGGAGGACAGCGCCAUCAUCAGGGCGCAUGCCAGGUUUGGGAACAAGUGGGCCACCAUAGCUCGCAUCCUCAACGGCCGCACCGAUAACGCUGUGAAGAAUCACUGGAACUCCACGCUUAAGAGAAAAUGCUCCGCCGUCGAUACCGCCGUUGAUCACCGUCCUCUUAAACGGUCCGCCAGCGUCGGCGCGGGGUGUUUGAACCCGAGUAGCCCGACCGGGUCUGCCAUGAGCGAUCCGGGUCCUCCCGCCGCUAUCUCCACUGACGCUCCGAUAGCAGUACCCGCCGCUGUGGUUGUUCCUGCCACCGAUCCAGCCACUUCGCUCAGCUUGUCUCUGCCCGGGUUUGAUUCAUCCGGGUCCGGGUCAGGGUCGAAGCAGCUGUUUGGGGCGGAGUUUCUGGCGGUGAUGCAGGAGAUGAUAAGGAAGGAAGUGAGGAGUUACAUGUCGGGGAUGGAGGAGAAGAAUGGAGCGUGUAUGCCAGCGGAAGCCAUUGGAAACGCUGUGAUGAAACGAAUGGGAAUUAGCAACGUCAAGUAGAAAAUUCGCAUGAAAUUGCAGAGUAGGAAAAAAAAUGUUGUUGAAGUGUUUAUUUUAUCUUUUUUUUUUUAGUUUAAUUUUAAUUUCCCUUUACUUGAGGGUUAAAAAAUGGUAAUAAUUAUUUUGGUGCUGUGCAUAAUGACAUAACGUGGACUUCAAAA